Candidozyma auris is the source of this 1230-nucleotide messenger RNA. RefSeq names its product Ecm331p (gene ECM331). Gene Ontology annotation, cellular component: fungal-type cell wall; plasma membrane. The transcript has a single exon. Gene Ontology annotation, biological process: fungal-type cell wall organization. The coding region runs from base 1 to 1230 and encodes 409 amino acids. Lineage: Eukaryota; Fungi; Ascomycota; Pichiomycetes; Serinales; Metschnikowiaceae. The record is from RefSeq and is a predicted model, not a curated record.
AUGUUGCUCCAGUCCCUCGUUUUAUCUCUUGCCGGCCUCGCCGCUGCCGCAGACUCCUCCUCCCAGAAAUGCUCCUACUCAACAACCAUCUCGGCCGCCUCCGCCGUAUCUGAGCUUGCCCUGUGUCCUACUUUGGAUGGUACCAUUGAAAUCACCGGUGACGCCAUUGGCAACCUCCAGUUGGGCCAGGUUCAAACCGUCAAGGGUGACAUCCACAUCUUCAACUCGAGUUCCAUCACUGCCGUCGAUUUCUCCGGUUUGGGCAACAUCACCGGUUCUUUGUCGUUCGAUGCCUUGACCCAGUUGCACGCUAUCCAGUUCAACCAGUUGCAGAAAGCCAAGGAGCUCUCUUUCAUCUCGUUGCCCUCGUUCUCGCUGCUUAACUUGAACUCGGGCCUUGCCGAGGUUUCGUCGUUGACUUUGUCCGACACCGCCAUUUCUUCUGUCGACAAGCUUCUUCAGUUCGACAACAUUGGCGUGUUGAACAUCAACAACAACAAGAACGUCACCUCGAUCGACUUGUCUGGCUUGAAGACCGUUUCUGAGGGCUUGACUUUGUCUUUCAACGCCGACAAUGCCACCGUCAAGUUGGAGAACUUGCAGUGGGCCGCCAACUUGACCAUCCAGGAUGUGGGAGACUUGUCGAUCUCCAACUUGGAGUACGUCAACGGCUCUUUCCAGCUUGCCUACAACCUCUUUGAGGAGGUUUCUUUCGACAACUUGAAGAGCGUGGGCUCCUCCUUGCAGCUUUUCGCCAACGACGAGUUGACUGCCUUCUCCAUGGACAACUUGACUGAGAUCAACGGCGAGCUCCGUAUCUUCAACAACUCCAAGUUGGAGGAGAUGGAGCUUUCCUCAUUGGAGACCGUCAAGGGUGCCAUCAACAUCGACGGUGAAUUUGGCAACUUCUCCUUGCCAGAGUUGCAAGAGGUCGACGGUGACUUUUCCGUCAGCUCCACCAACGAGGACUUUUCUUGUAAGCCAUUCAAGGAGUUGCACGACAAGAAGAAGAUCAAGGGCCACAACUUCAACUGCUCUGAGCCAUCUUCUUCUACUAGCGCUUCGUCUGAGUCUGGCUCUUCCAAGAGCUCCGGCUCAUCCAAGAGCUCUGGCUCCGGUUCAAGCGACUCCUCUUCUUCUUCUUCUUCUAAGAAAUCUUCUGCUGCCUACUUGACCCCAGGUAUGUUCUUGUCUUCGCUCGUGGGCACUGUUCUUGCCCUCUUGGUGUAA